Myiozetetes cayanensis is the source of this 3323-nucleotide messenger RNA. It is a transcript of the gene NPRL3, whose product is annotated as NPR3 like, GATOR1 complex subunit. The coding region runs from base 753 to 2306 and encodes 517 amino acids. The transcript is spliced from 12 exons. The record is from RefSeq and is a predicted model, not a curated record. Gene Ontology annotation, cellular component: GATOR1 complex. Gene Ontology annotation, biological process: negative regulation of TORC1 signaling; positive regulation of autophagy; cellular response to amino acid starvation. NCBI's taxonomy places the organism in Eukaryota, Metazoa, Chordata, Aves, Passeriformes, Tyrannidae.
UAAAGCCCCUGUGUGGUCCUUCAUCUCCAGUACUUGUAGGUCUAAUAAAAGAAAUUUCCCCUGGGUCCCACUAAAGACCUGGCUCUGUGUGCAUUUGUCUUAAUUUCUGCAGUACUCCAUAACUCAGAGAGAAGCAGGAAUAUGGUGCAUUAAUUCCUUCUCUGAGCACUGAGGGCUCACUUGUGGCCAAGAGAUAAGGUGAUUGCAGCACACACCCACGCCUGCCCUCUUCUCUGAGUGAUACUGGGUUAUCUGGGAUACCUGCCUGCUGGAGGGGGAUGGUCUGCCAGGGGCACACAUCCCUGAACGUAAAUAAAGGAGAUGAAAUAAACAUUUUCAUUCUUAAAAAAAAACGACUCUCGUCAGAAACUGCUUUGAAAUUCAUUUGGUUAAAAUGGGAACCUCUGGGAAAGUCAGAUGAGGAAAGAACUUGUUAAUAAGCAGCCUUGCACUGCUCCUGUUAUAUAGAGCAACAGUUUUACUCCAGCAGCUGAGGUUCUCUUCCCUGUGGAUUUGAGCCUCACUGUCUCAGGGGACACCCUGAGGAAAACAGGCGUGUGUAGAGACCAGUCCAGUGUUGUGAGACCAUCAGGAAGAGCAGUUGCAGAGUUCUUCCCUUGUCACACUGGGUUCUUACCCAUUUUUGCAGCAGUAGCUGUGUUUUCCAGGGCAGACUCCUUGUAGAUGCUUCCCUUCUUGCCACCACUGGUCCAGUAACACCAUGGUUGGCGUUGGGAAGGGCCUGCCCUGCCAUGAAUUUGAUUUAUCGAAUGAGAAGGCCCAGGUUUUCAGAUGUCAUCCUGGCAACAAUUUUGGCUACCAAAUCAGACAUGUGUGGCAAGAAGUUCGAGCUGAAGAUCGAUAACGUUCGCUUCGUUGGCCAUCCCACCUUGCUCCAGCACGCCCUUGGGCAGGUGUCCAAAACUGAUCCCUCACCAAAGAGAGAGAUGCCCACUAUGAUUCUGUUCAACGUGGUGUUUGCACUAAGGGCCAACGCGGACCCGUCGGUGAUAAACUGCCUGCACAACCUGUCGCGCAGGAUCGCCAUCGUCCUGCAGCACGAGGAGCGCCGCUGCCAGUACCUCACCAGGGAGGCCAAGCUCAUCCUGGCCAUCCAGGACGAGGUGUCUGCCAUGUCAGAAACCACAGAAGGGCCACAGUCACCUUUUCAUCACAUCCUACCCAAGUGCAAACUGGCCAGAGAUCUCAAAGAGACAUAUGACAGUCUCUGCACGACAGGGGUGGUUCGUUUGCACAUCAACAACUGGCUGGAGGUGAGUUUCUGCCUCCCUCACAAAAUCCACUAUGUUGCCACCAACUUCAUACCCCCAGAAGCGAUCGAGAGGAGUCUGAAAUCCAUCAGGCCUUACCAUGCCUUAUUACUAUUAAAUGAUGAGAAGUCAUUGCUUAAUGAGCUCCCUUUGGACUGCUCUCCUGCCCUGGUGAGAGUAAUUAAAACUACCUCUGCUGUGAAGAAUUUGCAGCAACUGGCUCAAGAUGCUGACUUGGCACUGCUGCAGGUUUUCCAGCUUGCUGCACACCUCGUUUACUGGGGAAAAGCAAUUAUUAUUUACCCUCUUUGUGAAAACAACGUCUACAUGCUCUCUCCAAAUGCCAGUGUCUGUCUUUACUCUCCACUGGCAGAGGCAUUUUCCUGCCAGUUCCGUGGCCACAACCUGCCAUCCAUGCUCUCCAAGUUCUCCCUCCCCGUGUCCCUCUCGGAGUUCAAGAACCCGCUGGCGCCGCCCGUGCAGGAGACCCAGCUCAUCCAGAUGGUGAUAUGGAUGCUCCAGCACAGGCUCCUGAUCCAGCUCCACACCUACGUGUGCCUGAUGGUGCCCCCGAACGAGGAGGAGCUCCGGGCCCAGGAUGAAGACAUGCCCUUCACUGCCAGGGUUGGAGGCCGGAGCCUGAGCACCCCCAAUGCCCUCAGCUUUGGUUCUCCAACCAGCAGUGAUGACAUGACUCUGACAAGCCCUAGCAUGGAUAAUUCCAGUGCUGAGUUGAUCCCUGGGGGGGACUCCCCCCUGAAUAAAAGGAUGACAGAGAAUCUCCUCGCCAGCUUGCUGGAGCACGAGCGGGAAGCGAUCCUGAACGUCCCCGCUGCCCAAAAUCCCGAGGAUCUUCGCAUGUUUGCAAGGCUCCUGCACUACUUCCGAGGGCGGCACCACCUGGAGGAGAUCAUGUACAACGAGAACAUGCGGCGCUCGCAGCUGCUGAUGCUCUUCGACAAGUUCCGCAGUGUCCUGGUGGUCACCAGCCACGAGGACCCCGUGAUUUCCGUCUUUCAGUCCCUCCUGAAGUGACUCUGCCGGCACAGGAAGGGAACCUGCCACGCUCUCCAUGUCUGGAAGAUGCCUGAAAACUGAAGGAGGUGAUUUCUUGCCACGUGGCACAGAGCAGGUUCUCCCCCUCCUCGCUGUCCCCCCCUGCUCCCCACUCUGUGCCGGGCUCUGGGCCUGCUGCAGGACAGCGCUGCCCAGCUGGCAUUCCUGCCUUGCCACGGGCACAGCCCUUCCCUGCCCCUGCUGCCCCCAGGGACUGUGAGAGCAGGACAAGGAGAGUUCCCCUGUGGGGCUACUGACAGAACAUCCCCUUCAGCUGGACAUGGGUGCAUCGAAAGUGCUUCCUCUGCUCUCCAGGCACGACUGCUGGGCCACUCAGCCACAUCCCCACAGCACAGCCUCUGCUCCAGGGCACAGUGCAGCUGGCCUGGAUUACAGGGGAAUGACCCUGGGCACCGAGGAAUUCUCUUUGAUCGUUGUUACCUGAGGACAUGGACAGGAAGGCAAAGUAUCACAAGUUUCAUGAAUGAAUGAGUGACUUGCUCAUUUUGUGUCUCAGCUCUUUCUUUCCUCAGUAUCUUGUUCCCAAGUGUCUCUUGGAGCAGGGCUGUCUCUAAGCAGCCUCUGUGCUCCUGGGUUUCCAGUUUUUUCUGGGGGUGGGAGCUGGGUUGUUGAGCAGCACUGAAAUGAGUGGCCAAGCUGCAAGUGCACGUGUUCCACACAGCCAGAGGCUGAAGCCAAGGGCACCUGGGCUUGUCCCCCAAUGCUUGUUGUGCCCUGCCAUUCUCCUCACCUGAGCGUGGCUGUGGGUGCUGGGAACCAGACUGGGAUCCUGGCCUGGGUUAAAGCUAUCCAGGUAAAAACGAUGUAGGGGUCUGUGUUUCCUGGUCUGGUUUGGGACUGCUCCUCCAGCCGUGCCAGGGCCAGAACUAGAGGUGACAGUGCUGGUCCUGGGGACAGCAGGACUCGUGUCAGCUCAGCCUGGCCUUGUGAGGCCCCUGUUCCCACAGCUGCUCCCUGCUGCGUGCCCAGGGAAGG